Sinocyclocheilus anshuiensis is the source of this 1516-nucleotide messenger RNA. RefSeq names its product vesicle-associated membrane protein 8-like. Gene Ontology annotation, cellular component: membrane. The coding region runs from base 159 to 533 and encodes 124 amino acids. The record is from RefSeq and is a predicted model, not a curated record. NCBI's taxonomy places the organism in Eukaryota, Metazoa, Chordata, Actinopteri, Cypriniformes, Cyprinidae. Gene Ontology annotation, biological process: vesicle-mediated transport. The transcript is spliced from 3 exons.
UUCGCUGGAGGAAAAGACUGAAUUAGAGACCAGGAAGUGUUGACGCGGUUUACAUCUGUUGGUCAUUCGAAGAAACAGUUACAAACAUUUUAACUUUAAAGGAUAAAGCGUAACAUUUUUCACCCCCGUGGAGUAAAUUAAAACACCAAACUGAAAUCAUGGGGUUGGCUGAUCCAAAUAGUACGGAGCCAAGAGAAGGAGAGUCUUCACAGGAGGUGGAUCCAGUUAAAUCUCUGCAGUCUCAAGUGGAUGGGGUCAAGGAUAUUAUGACCCAGAAUGUAGAUCGGAUCCUGGCCCGUGGAGAAAGACUGGAUGAUCUGAUGGGCAAAUCUGAAGACCUGCAAGCUGGGGCCCAGAACUUCAAGCACACCUCUCAGAAGGUUGCUCGUGCCUACUGGUGGAAGAACGUGAAGCUGAUUGUGGUUAUUGUUGUGAUAGUCCUCAUCAUUGUACUGAUUGUCAUAUUCCUUGCUACUGGUGUGAUCCCGACCAGUGCACCUGCACCCAAACCUCCCACUGUGAGACCACCAUAAGAUUUCUAUCAGUUACAAACGCUCACACAUACACAUACAGAUAUAUGCAACCAUGUCCACACACCAACACAAUUCAUAACUCCAGGAAUUCACACACAUCAUACACACACAUACCUUUUAUUUGCACAUUUUGCUCAUGUACCUUCAUAUCUCAUGGUAUCACACCACCUUAUAAUGAGUAGCUUCCAUAAUGACAGCUUCGAAACCUUGAAGUGGAGGAUUUUAAAAAGUCUAUAGACACAUUGCUGUCUAUUUUCAUACUUCUCUCCUUCUGAAAGGUCAAUCUAGUGGCCACUUCAGCUGUCUUUAUGGUUCUCUAAAGCCGGAUAAAAUGCCACAACUGUAAAAGUACUUGCAAUAUUGUUCAUAAUGAAGGGACCCUUGAAAUAGUCAUAUACUGGCAUUGAUCCAGCGAAGGUAAUGGGUGAAAGUUCUAUCUAUUGAAUUAUGAAGUAUAUUUAAGACUUAUAUUAGAUUACAUAAGAUGUUACUUGUAAUUAUGGAAUACUUUUAGAUCUUCAAGUGUCUCUAUUUUGUAUUUGAUGGGUCACUGUCUUUGUGCUUUUGCCUACAAUUAUGUUAUUUGUAUAAGGUCAAACAAGAAUGUGUUCUUACAACUGUUGCAUUACCCAAACACACCAUUUCAUUGAGGAAAUUAUACAAUUGUAAGAUGUUUGGGUUAAUUUUUCUGUCAUAAAUCUUUACUGAAAAUUGGCAAUGCCCCAAACUUCAAAACAGACAGAUUUUCGUCCUAUAGAAUGAAUUAACAUUUUUUUAAUGGAACAAGAGCACCUGAACAAGGUCAUUUAGAUAGGAAUGAUGGAUAUUUUCUGUGUCCUCAUAAAUCACUGCAUUAUAUUUGACAUGUAGUGUAACACUUGCACUGUACCGCAUACAGUUAGUACUGUAAUCAGAAUUUGAGUGUACUGCAUCAAAAGUUUGGCCUUGCACUGUUGGAGCUUAAUAAAACCCAAGACGCAUAA